CACCCGGCCCAGAGCACAGCUUUCACGGCCUCUGAGAGCCUGCCGGCCUUUUCCCUUGCAGAGCAUUUCCCAGGACACCAGCUGCUCAAGGCCCACGAUGGAUGCCCUGAGACUGGCAAAUUCGGCUUUUGCUGUUGACUUGUUCAAACAGCUAUGUGAAAAGGAGCCAGCGGGAAACAUCCUCUUCUCUCCAAUAUGUCUCUCCACCUCCCUGUCACUCGCUCAAGUAGGUGCCAAAGGUGACACAGCAAAUGAAAUUGGACAGGUCCUUCAUUUUGAGAAUGUCAAAGAUGUACCCUUUGGGUUUCAAACAGUCACUUCUGAUGUUAAUAAGCUCAGUUCAUUUUACUCUUUGAAACUAAUCAAGCGACUCUACAUAGACAAAUCUCUGAACCCUUCUACGGAAUUUAUCAGUUCUACAAAAAGACCAUAUGCAAAAGAAUUGGAAACUGUCGACUUCAAAGAGAAACUGGAAGAAACUAAAGGUCAAAUUAACAGCUCUCUCAAGGAACUCACAGAUGGCCACUUUGAGAACAUUUUAUCGGAGAACAGUAUAAGUGACCAGACCAAAAUCCUUGUGGUUAAUGCUGCCUACUUUGUUGGAAAGUGGAUGAAGAAAUUUCCUGAAUCAGAAACAAGAGAAUGUCCAUUCAGAGUCAACAAGACAGACACCAAACCGGUACAAAUGAUGAAUCUCGAAGCCACGUUCUGUUUGGGCAACAUUGAUGACAUCAACUCUAAGAUCAUAGAACUUCCCUUCCAGAAUAAGCAUCUCAGUAUGCUCAUCGUGCUCCCCAAGGAUGUGGAAGACGAGUCCACAGGCCUAGAAAAGAUUGAAAAACAACUCAACCCAGAAACACUGUUGCAGUGGACCAACCCCAGCACCAUGGCCAAUGCCAAAAUCAAACUCUCCCUCCCAAAGUUUAAGGUGGAAAAGAUAAUUGAUCCCAAGGCUAGUCUGGAAAGCCUGGGGCUGAAAAGUCUCUUCAAUGAAAAUACAUCUGACUUCUCUGGCAUGUCAGAGACCAAGGGAGUGGCCCUAUCAAGUGUGAUUCACAGGGUAUGCCUAGAAAUAACUGAGGAUGGUGGCGAGUCCAUCGAGGUGCCAGGAUCCCGGAUCUUACAGCACAAGGAUGACUUCAAUGCUGACCACCCAUUUAUCUACAUCAUUCGACACAACAAAACACGAAACAUCAUUUUCUUUGGCAAAUUCUGUUCUCCUUAAGUGGCAAGGCCCUGCAAAGUCUCAGGUAACUUGUCUGUGGUUUCAGAUCUCUGUAAACUUUGUAUGCAGACAACCACUUUCUAUACAAUAAAUUGUUAAUUUUGCUGAA
Peromyscus eremicus (cactus mouse) is the source of this 1334-nucleotide messenger RNA. It is a transcript of the gene Serpinb5, whose product is annotated as serpin family B member 5. Gene Ontology annotation, biological process: negative regulation of endopeptidase activity. The record is from RefSeq and is a predicted model, not a curated record. Lineage: Eukaryota; Metazoa; Chordata; Mammalia; Rodentia; Cricetidae. Gene Ontology annotation, molecular function: serine-type endopeptidase inhibitor activity. The coding region runs from base 98 to 1225 and encodes 375 amino acids. The transcript has 7 exons.